This is a messenger RNA of Fopius arisanus, 1451 nucleotides long. Its product is annotated as glycine-rich cell wall structural protein 1.8. The record is from RefSeq and is a predicted model, not a curated record. Lineage: Eukaryota; Metazoa; Arthropoda; Insecta; Hymenoptera; Braconidae.
CCUACGACCGUUGGAAAACCACAGGGACCGGAUUGUGUCCGGUGUAAUGGACAGAGACAAAUCAUUGCUGGAGCUGAUGCCGAUUCGAGGGCAACAGCUAAUGCCGUUAGCAAUGGUCAAUUCCCAGGAUCUCCAAAUGCUGUAUUGGUACCUGUUGUUGUUGUUGAUGGACCACCAGACCGUUCAUACCGACCACAGCGACCAACACCUCCACCACGUCGUCAUCAUCAUCAUCAUCAUCACCAUCAACGCCCACAAAAACCAAAACCGUCAUCACCAUCGGCCCAACCUCCACCAUCACCAAUAAUACCUCAACCAGCCUAUCCCAUUGCCCCAAUACCUCAGAUACCUCAGCAACCCCAGCAACCGGUAGGGACCACCGUCAUCCAGCAGACGGUUCCCACGCAGCCUCCAGGUGACGGAUACAAUCCCGGAUCUCAGGGUGGAAGUCAUGCCAAUGCUAAAGCCUCGGCAAACGGAAAUGCCGACGCCAGUGCCAAUGCAGUAGCUAAUGCAGGCUCUGGUAACGUAGGAUCAAAUUAUGUUCCUGGGACAGUCGACUCCUACGGUGCACCCAUAAACGUAGGAUUUAGAGGAUCAGGUGGUGGAAAUUCUGGGGCAACGGCAAGUGCCAAUGCAGUUGCCAACGGAAACGGCGCCUCCGCAAAUGCUAAUGCAAAAGCCGUUGCCAAUGGCUCAUUCGGGGGCUAUGGAAAUGGCGGAGCUAGGGCAUCAGCCACUGCCAAUGCCAAUGCCAAUGCCAAUGCCAAUGCAGUUGGAGGAUUGGAAUCAAAAAGCUCAGCAUCUGCCGACGCCGUUGCAACUGUUGACACUAGGCAGAUGCUCGUGUUCACUGACUAGAUCCUUAUAAUACCCAUCAUUACAAUGACGUCGAUAUGUUAUCUCUUCUGAUUGUAUAAUAGUAUUUAUCAAAAGAAUCCUUAGAUUUAUUUUUGAGCUCGUCGAAACAGUAUGAGCUAAAUUGUUGGGACAGCAGUGGAUUCUGUUCGGAAUGAUUUAUGGUGGCAUUUUAUGGUCACGAGUGUUAAGGACUGCUGGAUGAAAAUAUGCAGGUAUUACUCAGGUAGUGGUGGUGUUAAAAAGUUGUGAAACCAGUUUCACGGGAAUUACGCCGGUCCGUCGCGCCGAAUCACCAUCUUCUGCAUCCCCAGCUCAAUGCCGUAAAUACUCUUUCGUGUGAUGUUUGUCCUUUAUGUAUUUUUUUCAUUUUUCAAUGCUCAAGGCGAUUAAAUGUAAUUAUAUUUCAUAUGCAUUCAUCGGAAUUCCCGAGACUCUUAUUAUUUUCUUCUGUCAUUACUUUAAUUACUGAAGAUUCACCUAUACAUAUUCUUCAGAUUUAUUUAUAGAUCAUCGAAUAUAUAAGGAAAUGGAAAUCAUGUGAUGUCAUGUUUUAAAUUGUUUACAAUAAAAUUCGGUUGAUUGAAGGAAAA